ACAUCAGUCACAGGUCCACACUCUCACACACAUGAAAACAGUACAACAAAAAGGACAAAGAAUUGCAGCUGUGUAGUGUUUAGUGUCAUGUCACAGUAACAUACUCCCAUUGCCCUUUUUCCCAUCCCUUCAUACUCCCCCUCCACCUCUCUACAUUCCAUUUCUCCGCUUCUCUUCCUUCCCAUUUUACCCCCCAGUCUUCACGAGCGUCGGCACAUUUUCUUGGAAUUUUCUGACCCACAUACCAAAAACUCCCUCAACAUUUUAAAUUUAUCUUCAAAUUUUUUUUCAUGGUUCGAGAAUUCAAGAAACUCAAGUUCACCUAAGUACAGCAAAUAGCUUAGGGAAUAGAGUUAGUUAUUCAUGGACAGUAAGGAAGUGAUGUUUUGCUUGUUUUUGUUGUUUAUGGCGUCACUAUGUUGUUGUGAUGUUGCUGAAGCUAAACAGGGCAGCAUGUCUAUUGUUGCCCAAAAAUUUGAGGUUCAAAAGCACUUGAAUCGUUUAAAUAAACCUGCUGUCAAGUCCAUCAAGAGCCCAGAUGGUGAUAUUAUUGAUUGUGUUCAUAUGUCUCACCAACCAGCUUUUGAUCAUCCUUUACUCAAGAAUCACACCAUACAGAUGAUGCCAAAUUAUAAUCCGGAAGGGCUAUUUCGUAAUGGAAAAAUGUCUACCACAGCAAAGAACAAGAAUGGAGGAGGGUCAAAAUCAAUUGCUCAACUAUGGCAUGUGAAUGGGAGAUGUCCAGAAGGAACAAUUCCAAUUAGAAGAACAAAAAGAGAUGAUAUUUUAAGAGCAAGUAAUAUAAAAAGCUAUGGUAGGAAGACAAAUUUUUCUUCCAUUCCUAAACCGGAGUCCGGUGGACCUGGUGGCAUUGGUGGCCAAAAUGGUCAUCAGCAUGCAAUAGCCUAUGUUGAAGGAGACAAGUAUUAUGGAGCAAAAGCAACCAUAAAUGUUUGGGAACCUAAAAUUCAGCAACCCAAUGAGUUUAGUUUGUCUCAAAUUUGGGUUCUUGCUGGUUCUUUUGAUUCAGAUCUUAAUAGCAUUGAAGCUGGAUGGCAGGUUAGCCCAGAUUUGUAUGGAGAUAGUAACACAAGACUUUUCACCUACUGGACUACUGAUGCUUAUCAAGCCACGGGCUGCUACAACUUGCUAUGUUCAGGCUUUAUUCAAAUCAAUAAUGAAAUAGCAAUGGGGGCCACCAUUUCCCCUCUUUCCAGCUAUCAUAAUGCACAAUAUGAUAUUAGCAUUCUUGUCUGGAAGGACCCAAAAGAGGGAAACUGGUGGAUGCAAUUUGGGAAUGACCAAGUACUGGGAUAUUGGCCAGGCUAUUUAUUUUCUUACUUAUCAGAUAGUGCUUCAAUGAUUGAAUGGGGUGGGGAGGUGGUGAAUUCAGCAUCUGAUGGACUUCACACCACAACUCAAAUGGGCAGUGGCCAUUUCCCUGAUGAAGGAUUUGGGAAAUCUAGCUAUUUCAGGAAUAUACAGGUUGUUGAUGGUUCAAAUAACUUGAGAGCUCCUCAAGACCUUGGGACUUUUACUGAGGAUAACAAUUGCUAUGAUGUUCAACUAGGGAAGAAUAAUGACUGGGGGAACUACUUUUACUUCGGUGGACCUGGUAGAAAUCCUAAUUGUCCAUGACCAAGAUUCUAAAUGUUCUUAAAUCUUUUUUUUUUUUUUUUCUUUCUGGUCUUUUUAAUGGAGUAGAACUUGUAAUUUUGCAUGAGUUCUUGAAUGAUCAUUGUUUUACUCUUUGUAAAACUUCUGUUUUAGAGGCUAGGUUAGUGCAGCAAAAUGUGUAUCAUCUUUGGUUUUAAUUGUAUGAAAAGUUUUAUUUUUUUCCUUUCUUUUUAGAAUGUGUCUGUGUCCACAUGAAAAUGUUGUUGGGGACAUAAUGGAGGGUGAAGUUUCUUAAAAGGAAUAAAUACCCUUUUUAUAUGUAACAUUUGUAACUGUUUGUUUGCUCCUGUCUUAGGAGCCAUAUAUAUUGGUUUAUUAUCAAUGGAGGAGAUUCAUAUGUC
Messenger RNA from Capsicum annuum, 2018 nucleotides. RefSeq lists its product as uncharacterized. NCBI's taxonomy places the organism in Eukaryota, Viridiplantae, Streptophyta, Magnoliopsida, Solanales, Solanaceae. The record is from RefSeq and is a predicted model, not a curated record. Bases 364 to 1638 code for a protein of 424 amino acids. The transcript is spliced from 8 exons.